Entrophospora sp. SA101 is the source of this 831-nucleotide messenger RNA. NCBI's taxonomy places the organism in Eukaryota, Fungi, Glomeromycota, Glomeromycetes, Entrophosporales, Entrophosporaceae. The record is from the annotation of a GenBank genome assembly.
AUGAACAAUACUCUCCUACACUCUAUAGAAGGUUUUCCUACAUUAUCAAAACUUAGGAGGCUUACAAUGGCAGAUAAUAAAAUUGCAAGUGGUUUAAUAGCUUUAUCACAGGCAAAACUUGAAAAUUUAAAUCAUCUUGAUUUGAGUAAUAACAGAAUAAAUGAAUAUGCAGAACUUGAGCCAUUGAAAAACUUAACGAAUCUUAAACAUUUGAGUUUAAUUGAUUGUCCAGUAACAAAAAGGACAAAUUAUCGAGUCAAAGUAUUUGAAACCGUACCGCAACUUUAUACACUUGAUGCAAAGACUAAUGAUGUAGAUGAGGAAUAUGAGGAAGAUGAUGUUGCGCAAUCAAAUGGUCAUGCAGAUUCUGCUGAUGGAGAGGAAGGUGAUGAUGAUGAAGACGAAUUAAGUGAAUUGGAAUCAAGUGGUUCCAAUGUAGAUGACGAAGGAGGAUCUGAAUCUGAACAAGAUAAAAAUCAGGGAGCUAGUGACGAAGAAGAGCCAGUAAAUGACAACUUAAAUGUUGAAAGUGCAAGUAAGCCAAAGGAUAAAGGAAAAUCAGUCGCAUUUCCAGAAGAUUUACCAACAAGAAGAGAUACUGACGAGGAAGAUUACCAACCUGAUGAGGAGGAUGAAGAAGACAACAGUGAUGAUUUAUCAAAUUGUAGUGAUGAUCUUGAUCCAGUUGAUAUGCCUUCAACUAGUGCAGCUGCAGCUGCAUUGCCAUCAUCAAAACGUAAAGUUCGUGUUGAAGAAAAGGAAGAAAUAUCUACAGAUAACGAUGGUAAUAAUAAGGGUAAAUCGAAGAAUGUCAAAAAACGAAAGAUAUAA